AUGAAGGAAGGGGUGAUAAAAGAGAAUUUCGAUGCACAUUAUCCGUCUAUCCUAUCAAUGGUCGGCCAAGCCCUCAUUUUCGAGAUUGAAAAUCGAUCUCCCCGCCAUAAGAAACAGGAUCUACAAUGGUCAGAGUCAAUGGGAAAUGCUAUAUGCAUAUUGCUGUCCAUUUGCUCGAUUCCGAGGUCCGCCAUAGUCAAGCAAGCACUCCUACUAUGCGUCAAGGUUGACAUCCGCGGAUUCACAAGAGUCCUUUCGAACUAUAUAUCCGCUAUGCCCCAGUAUCAUGACCUGCAUGUAAUCGCGAGUUUGCAACAUACAUUAGGAGAAAUGGACGAGGAAUCAUAUAACAACUUCAUGCAAGUUGUUCGACCAUCCGACUAUGCCGUUGUCCCAUAUGUGAGCCCUGGCGAAGCUCCUGCAGGCGUAUAUGCGUUCCCAAAUCUGAUCUAUCCGCAAGUCCCCAGGUCCACUAAGGAAGGGCGCAAGUCAACCGAGGGCAAUACCAACGGACGAUUAGGUGCCAUGUUUUCCUCAACACUCAACUUUAAGGAGACGGUGACACUCGGUGCACUCAUUUGUGGAAUAUCCUUUGGACUUCCCGAUGACGCGGGAAACCCCUGCGAUGUAACUCGACCCAUCGAAGUCGACCCGAUCCACCUAUCCGAGGACCUGUGGACUCUGUUAACCUCGACUGUAGCAAGUACUUUAGCGUCUUACAUUACGGUUGUAUACCCUGCGAACCGCCAACGGUCUGACGCAUAUGUUGCGCUCGCUUUCAGUAUUCUGUUGGCUAAGUCUCCUUAUCCGUUACCGAAAGAAGCCAAUAAAUGGAUUCUUCACUGUAUUACACGCCGGCAAGAAAUCUUCGAAUUCCACUUUCAGCGAUGGAACCGUCGCCUUGUUCAACAUUUGGCUUCCACCCCAGAUAUUCUGAGCCCUAUGGAAGGUGUGCUGGAGAUGAUGGAUCACAGCGAGAAAUUGCAAUGCAUUACAAAUGUCCUUCACCCAACGUAUGACUACCUCGAGCUUCGAGAUCAGGAUGGGUCCUGGGCUGGAUAUGAACCAUCCAUGUUACCUGGACAGUCCGUAGCAAUGUGUAUCGCUGAAAGUGUAGCUGCAACUCAAGGAACCACAACGAUGGACGUGUUGCAGUAUAUCGACCACUCGGGUGAUGACAUCUGUGAAUUUGCCCAUAUUAUUCUGGCGUACCACCUGACGACACGGGGUGCUCGACCGUCACGGUGGCAGGACAUUUAUCGUAUUCUGACACACUCAUCGACAAGGGAUAAUGUGUCCAGGUUGCCGAUGGGUAUGUUACUGGAUAUUGGAAUUAAGGUCGCGUCGGCUUUAGUCCAAUUUGGGGGUCCAGAUCAGGGUGUCCAAUCGACACGCUCUGGAAGUGUCCUCUUGCUGUCUAUUCUUGGGACAUUGGACAACCCUAUACCUCUUGUUAUCCGACAAGCUUUGGCAAACUGUCACCAAGCGGAGGUAGAGACAUACAUGAACAUGGUUUGCCAUCGCAUUGCCCUCCAUGAGUUGACUUGGAUGCUCACCACGAUCAGCACCAUCUUGCAAAUGUUACACACCGGGAUGAACCCCAUUCCUUGUCUCCUUCAUCUUCUAACCCCAGCAAUCUGUGGCACGGUGAAUGUAAGAUGCAACCACGAUGACAGCUUGUUCUCCCUACUUGCUCAUGAUGAUGUGUCGUUGGAGGUCAAGAAGGCGAUCGUUGAUGUUUUGGUCAACGCAGUGGGUGGAACCGUCACCGAUGGAGACCACAAUGGAUGGAUACAAGAAGCCGUACUACUUAUCGAAGGAUAUGGCAGUGACUCGCAAGUAUCAGAAGUUGCAGGCUUACAAUUGGAUAAUGCGCCUGAACAUUCCGUAAUGCAGGAGUCAUCAGAAGGGUCAUCAGAGGGGUCAUCAGAACAUGAACAGGAUAUGAUUGACAUCAAUGUUGAACCGCCGUCACAGGACGGCUCCAAUUUUGAGCUCGAGUAUACGGCGAGCACAGUAACAUUUAGCGUUAUAGACGAUGAAAGCUCGAAUCUGCGACACACGCCACUAGUGAAUUGGGGGCUCGGCACGUUCUAG
This is a messenger RNA of Somion occarium, 2097 nucleotides long. Lineage: Eukaryota; Fungi; Basidiomycota; Agaricomycetes; Polyporales; Cerrenaceae. The record is from the annotation of a GenBank genome assembly.